Molecule: messenger RNA, 1416 nt
Organism: Acanthosepion pharaonis
Lineage: Eukaryota; Metazoa; Mollusca; Cephalopoda; Sepiida; Sepiidae
Source: the annotation of a GenBank genome assembly
AUGAAUUCAUUUGCGUUCCUCAUUAAACGGUUCUUACCUGUGGCGAUUCUCAAUCGAAUUCUUCAGAUCAGGAACUUAUCUUUCCUCAAUGCAUUGUUCUCUGUUCUCUUCUGCGAAGAAUCAACAUGGCGCCUUCUGCUAAAACAUCUCUCUAAUUGUCCCUUCAUUUCUCUUUCCUUCUCUCUCUCUCUACUUCCUUCUCCCUCUUUCUCUCCCCGUAACUCCACCCCACUCUCUCUCUCUCUCUCUCUCUCUCUCUCUCUCUCUCUCUCUCUCUCGCCACUCUUUAUAUCUUUUUCUCUUCUUUCUCAUAACAGAUACGCUCUUUCGCAUGCUCACGGCCAAAUAACGUUCCAGCACCGAUUCCCCUACGAUCAGCGAAGUCCAGAAAGAGGGGGAAGGGUCCGUUCAUAUCUAUCUAUCUAUCUAUCUAUCUAUAUGUCUGUUUAUAUCUAUCUAUAUAUCUCCCAUUCUUUUGAUCACUCUCUAUCUUUUUCAGUCUGUUCAUAUCUAUCUAUCUAUCUAUCUAUCUAUCUAUCUAUAUAUAUAUAUAUAUAUAUAUAUGCUUAUAUCUAUCAAUUAUCUAUCAAUCUAUGUAUUCUGUUUAUAUUUAUCUAUAUCCCUCAUUCUGUUUCAUAUCUAUCUAUCUAUCUAUCUAUCUAUCUAUCUAUCUAUCUAUCUAUCUAUCUCUUUCUAUACCUUGAACGUGACCAACAUAUCUAUCUAUCUAUCUAUCUAUCUAUCUAUCUAUCUAUCUAUCUAUCUAUCUAUCUAUCACUUCAGUAUGUUCAUAUCUAUCUAUCUAUCAAUCUAUAUAUCUCUCUCUAUCUAUUUCAGUCUGUUCAUAUCUAUUUCAGUCUGUUCAUAUUUAUCUAUCUCAGUCUGUUUAUAUCUAUCUAUCUAUCUAUCUAUCUAUCUAUCUAUCUAUCUAUCUAUCUAUCAUUCUGUUCAUAUCUAUCUAUUUCUCCCAAUCUCAUUCUAUAUUCUGUUUAUAUCUAUCUAUCUAUCUAUCUAUCUAUCUAUCUAUCUAUCUAUUUCAGUAUGCUCAUAUCUAUCUAUCUCAGUCUGUUUAUAUCUAUCUAUCUACCUGUAUGUCUGUCUAUCUAUCAUUCUUAUGUUUAUAUCUAUCUAUCUAUCUAUCUAUCUAUCUAUCUAUCUAUCUAUCUAUCUCUUUCAGUCCAUUCAUAUCUAUCUAUCUAUCUAUGUAUUUCAGUCUGUUCAUAUCUAUUUGUCUAUUUCAGCCUGUUUAUAUCUAUCUAUCUAUCUAUCUAUCUAUCUAUCUAUCUAUCUAUUUCAGUCUGUUCAUAUCUAUCUUUCUGUCUCCGUUUAUACUUAUCUAUCUCUCUAUAUAAAAAAAUCUAUCUAUCUAUCUAUCUAUCUAUCUAUCUAUCUAUCUAUCUAUCUAUAUAUAUAUAA